GAAUUUUUCAAGCAUGUCUUGAGCAUUCUUGUGGUUGGAGAUAAUGAAAAAAGGAUAAUUAGCAUCAUUAUUAAAGAAGUUGAAAGUAGCAUCUCAAAAAAUCUGCUUCUUGCAAACUUCAGAAUGGGUCCUUUACCUACUCUUUGCAAGAAAUUUGUGGAGCUUGUAGAGAUCUUGGUAAAUUAUUAGAAGAGAGCAUAUAUGUAAUUAUAUACACAGUACAUGCUUAGCUUGAAAAUUCAAUAAACUUUAUUAUUACAACUUCUUUGUUGAAGAAAGACGUUGAACCAUCCAAUAAAGAUACAGUGGUGUUGUUGCUGCAAGAUAUGUUGGAAGUUGUCACCCAUGACAUGAUGGUGAAUGAGCUCAGGGAAUUGCUUGAAGUUGGUCAUAGCAGCAAGGAUACUGGGAGACAACUUUUUGCAGGUACUGAUACAAGACCUGCCAUAGCAUUCCCCCCAGUUGUCACAGCUCAGUGGGAAGAACAGAUAAGACGCCUAUACCUCUUGUUGACAGUGAAGGAAUCUGCUACUGAUGUACCAACUAACCUUGAAGCAUGUAGAAGAAUCUCAUUUUUCACAAAUUCACUGUUCAUGGAUAUGCCACGUGCCCCCAAAGUCCGGAAAAUGCUUUCUUUCAGUGUCAUGACUCCAUACUACAGUGAGGAGAUAGUUUACUCUAAAACUGACCUUGAGUUGGAAAAUGAAGAUGGUGUAUCAAUCUUAUAUUACUUGCAGAAAAUUUUCCCAGAUGACUGGAAUAACUUCAUGGAGCGAAUUAAUUGUAAAAAAGAUAGUGAGAUAUGGGAAACUGAGGAAAACAUUUUACAGCUUCGUCACUGGGUCUCCCUAAGAGGACAAACUCUCUGCAGAACAAUUCGAGGAAUGAUGUACUACAGAUGAGCUUUGAAGCUUCAGGCUUUCCUUGACAUGGCCAAUGAAAGUGAGAUACUUGGAGGCUACAAAUCCAUAACAGUUCCAUCAGAGGAAGAUAAAAAAAGCCAAAGAUCUCUUUAUGCACAAUUAGAAGCAGUUGCUGACAUGAAAUUCACAUAUAUCGCUACCUGUCAAAACUAUGGCAACCAGAAGUGAAGUGGAGAUCGUCGUGCAACAGACAUCCUGAACUUGAUGGUCAAUAAUCCUUCUCUUAGGGUGGCAUAUAUUGAUGAAGUUGAAGAGAAUGAAGGAGGAAAAGUACAUAAAGUUUAUUAUUCAGUUUUGGUGAAAGCUGUUGAUAAUCUUGAUCAGGAAAUAUAUCGGAUAAAAUUAUCGGGUUCAGCCAAGAUAGGAGAACGAAAGCCAGAAAACCAAAACCAUGUUAUAAUUUUCACGAGAGGAGAAGCUCUCCAGACGAUUGACAUGAAUCAGGACAAUUACUUGGAAGAAGCUUUAAAAAUGCAUAACCUUUUGGAAGAAUUCAAUGGGCAGCCAGGCUUCUUGACCGGAUGAGUCAUAGCUAGAGUAACUUUUGAAAUCAUAAUUAAAAAAUAUACUAAUUGUAGUUUUUAGUUAUCCCUUACAUAGUUAUUACAAGUGUAUAUUUUGUUCUUGUAAUUUUUAAAUUUGGAACAUACUGAGUUCUAUUGAUUAUUUUGUUUGCCUAUUGAUUCUGUCUGAACCAUGUUGUAAUUACACAAGAAAUUAUGAAUGAA
This is a messenger RNA of Humulus lupulus (European hop), 1651 nucleotides long. Its product is annotated as callose synthase 5-like. The transcript has 11 exons. NCBI's taxonomy places the organism in Eukaryota, Viridiplantae, Streptophyta, Magnoliopsida, Rosales, Cannabaceae. Gene Ontology annotation, molecular function: 1,3-beta-D-glucan synthase activity. Bases 327 to 902 code for a protein of 191 amino acids. Gene Ontology annotation, cellular component: plasma membrane; 1,3-beta-D-glucan synthase complex. Gene Ontology annotation, biological process: (1->3)-beta-D-glucan biosynthetic process. The record is from RefSeq and is a predicted model, not a curated record.